AUGAAGAAGAAGCUCAUCUUGAACGCACUGACCGCCAACGCGCCUACUAAUGUGAAUCAGGGACUAUGGAGACACCCUGGACACAAGGGCAAGAAUUUCAAUGACAUUGAGUACUGGGUCGAGCUUGCACAGGUCCUUGAAAGAGGUAAGUUCCAUGCCCUGUUCAUCGUCGACAUUGGAGGCGUCUAUGACGUCUACAAGGGAAGUAAGGACCCUGGAAUCAAAGCUGGCACCCAAUAUCCCAUCAACGAUCCCCUUUACCUCGUGCCUGCGUUGACAAUGGUCACCAAGUCUCUGGGGUUUGCUAUUACCGCCUCCACUACUUAUGAUGUUCCAUUUGCUCUGGCCCGAAGGUACUCCACUGUUGACCAUAUAUCAAAAGGACGAGUUGGGUGGAACAUUGUCACUUCUUUCCUGGAGAGUGGAGCAAAGAAUCAUGGUAAUGAUCUUCAAACUCCUCAUGAUGAACGAUAUGCCAUUGCCAAUGAAUUCAUGGACGUCUGCUACAAGCUGUGGGAGUCCUCCUGGAGGGAAGAUGCCAUCAAGGCUGACAUUGAAUCCAACACCUUUGCCGAGCCUACUCUUGUCCGAUACAUUGACCAUAAUGAAAAAUACUUCAAUGUUCCUGGACCUCAUAUCUGCUCACCAUCAGUCCAGAGAACACCAUUCCUGUACCAGGCAGGUAUGUCCAAAGCUGGACGGGACUUUGCAGCCAAGCAUGCCGAGGCCAUCUUCUUGCAGGCUCCUUCACCCGAGUACGUCAGAUCUUCUGUUGAUGACAUUAGAAAAACUGCUGCUAACUACGGCCGCGAUCCCCAAUCGUUGAAGUUCAUUCCCUCCAUGUUUGUGUGCGUAGCAGAGACUGACGAGGAAGCCAAGGCCAAGUAUGACGAGUACUUCUCUUACAUCGAUCGUGAGGGAGCUCUUGUUUUAUUUGGAGGGUGGUUCGGAAUGGAUCUUGGAAUCUACGACGACGACGAGGAUCUCAGGAAGGUGGACAAUGUCGCCAUCAGCAAAGCUAUCUCUCAAUGGGCCGAUUCCAGUAAAACUCCCGAUGCCCUGUGGAACAAGGCUCGUGUUGCUGAGGAACUGGCACUUGGUGGACGAUCCGACAUUGUCAUUGGAUCCCCUACCACUGUUGCUGACCGUAUGGAAGAGUGGAUUGAAGUUGGAGACAUCGACGGCUUCAACAUGCAGUCUGCUAUUGUCCCUGGCACUUACAUUGAUAUUGUGGACUUGCUUAUUCCCGAAUUACAGAAGCGAGGACGUUUCUGGAACGACUACGCCGUCCCCGGUGGUUCCCUCAGAGAGAACAUGUAUGCUACUCCUGGUGAUUCACAUCUGAGGUCCCACCAUCCAGGUUCGAAAUUCUCUUGGAACAAGGAUGACCCCUUCCCUCUGGAGUCCCACAAGCGGGCCAAAAGAUGA
Molecule: messenger RNA, 1428 nt
Organism: Yarrowia lipolytica CLIB122
Lineage: Eukaryota; Fungi; Ascomycota; Dipodascomycetes; Dipodascales
Molecular function (GO): oxidoreductase activity, acting on paired donors, with incorporation or reduction of molecular oxygen; monooxygenase activity
Source: RefSeq, a predicted model, not a curated record